Molecule: messenger RNA, 694 nt
Organism: Cuscuta europaea
Lineage: Eukaryota; Viridiplantae; Streptophyta; Magnoliopsida; Solanales; Convolvulaceae
Source: the annotation of a GenBank genome assembly
AAACUUUCCAGCGCCGCUUCACCAUGUUUGUUCGCCGCCCAGUUCGAUGUCCAGCGCCGCUUCUUUCUUCGGUUUUGUUCGCCUCCACCGCCGCCGUCUCUCUUCGCCGAAUUCGCCUCCACAGUCGACGGAGCAGAUCCGAACAUGAUAAUAUAUGGCACCCAUUUAUGAAGAUGACAAAGCAACAAACAUGGCAUUAGAUGUGACAAACUAUUUGCUAGAGAUCUGUACUGGUCUCUUCAAAAGAGGCGGCUGCCGGAAACGACAGAGGCGCGUCGACGCCGGAGAUCCACCCGCUAGAAGAGGCGGUAGAGACAACACAGGUGGAUGUUGCCGGCAGAGGCAAAGGAGGCGGCGAGCGGCUGUUGGCGGCGCUGUUAGAUGUGGCGGUGGGAAUGUCAGGUGCGACGGCGAUGGCGGCGACGUCAAAUGCGACUGCGGCUGGUGGCGCCGCCGGAGCCGGAGCCGGCGAAGGUGGCAGUCACAGCCUAAGGCUGUACCGUUGCAUCUUCCUAGUCUUUUGUUGUCUCUGUAAUGUUUUAUUUUGUGUUGUAUUAUUAAUUAAUACACUUUUUACUCCUAUGCGUGACUGACGAGACUUGGACUCCUAUUUGUGCACAAAGGCAUUGUUAUUGUUCUAGUCCUAUUGAGAUAAUUUUCUCUAAUAAUAAUUGAGUUUUUUCUUAAAUAUUAC